CAUACCUACCCACUGCACGUUCACACCAGCCACUCCUUGAACAAGUUAGCUCCAUUUUCUCAAAAAUAUACACAGAGGAUACCUCGAUACGAGUCCCAGCGAGCCAGCUUCACAAGGCGCAUCUAUCCAUACCACGUACCUGCAUCCACACCCACGAGAGACCAAGUACCAGCAAACAAAAUGGAUCAACCCACCGCCCAACUCGACUCCAACCUCGACUUGUCCAAGCUCACAGACAGAGACAAGCAAGAGCUCCAACAAUUCCUCGCCAAUGAGGGCCAGAAGGCGAGAAUACAGCAGAGUCAGUUCUACCUCCAUAAAUUCUACAAUCGCAUAUCUUUGGCAUUUGCUUCAAGACGCCUAUUCUAUUGGUAAUGCUAGCAGUUGAGACUAACCUAAUCCUAGCCGUCCACAGCCUAACUGACGUUUGCUGGAAGAAAUGUGUUACUGGCACCAUUCGAAGCAACAAGUUGGACAGCUCCGAGGCCAGUUGCGCAGCGAAUUGCGUCGAUCGAUUUAUGGAUGCGAAUUUCACCGUCAUCAAGCAUUUGGAGAGGAUGAGAGUGUCACCAUAAGGGACUUACGAUUGUUGGAUGAUGGAUGGUGGGUAUGGAAAAUGGUGCAAUGAUUCCUGGGGGCAUACGCUGGUUCCAUUGUGGAAAGAGGAGUUAUCCUGGACGGUCAAAAUCUCCAGAAAUAUAAGGCAUGGAGCUUCUGGGGGAUAGCAAGAUGGUAAUUCUG
Messenger RNA from Hymenoscyphus albidus, 741 nucleotides. NCBI's taxonomy places the organism in Eukaryota, Fungi, Ascomycota, Leotiomycetes, Helotiales, Helotiaceae. The record is from the annotation of a GenBank genome assembly.